Molecule: messenger RNA, 2493 nt
Organism: Amphiprion ocellaris (clown anemonefish)
Lineage: Eukaryota; Metazoa; Chordata; Actinopteri; Pomacentridae
Product: protein FAM161A-like
Exons: 4
Coding region: 475-1764 (429 amino acids)
Biological process (GO): cilium organization
Cellular component (GO): cilium
Source: RefSeq, a predicted model, not a curated record
UUGCUUCUGAAACAAAUAACUAACAAAAAAUAUAAAUCCAGAGGUAUUUAUGAAACAUUUGGGACUGUAGGUUUUGACAUUAAGGCUUUAGAUGCAACAUUUCUGUGAUAUUUGUGAGUUUUCUCAUCAUAAAAUGCAUUUAUCACACAGUUAAUUACCAGUAAAUCAAAGUGCGUGGUAAAACAGUCGGUAAUUUUAUGCUUCAGGCUGCAGAUUGUUGCUCACUACAACAGGUGCCGGUUUGCUGUGUUUCAGAAAGUUAAUCUGUAAAUCAGAUUGAGGAACAUUGACAUCCAUCUGAGUUCUCAGUGAAAUCCAGCAGACCAUCUGGACUCUAAGAGGAUAGAACUGGUUGUGUGUUAAUCUUUGCUUUGACUUCACAUGUUUUUCUCUCAGUGUUCAGACUGAGGUGAAGCUCUGAUUCUGGCUGCUUGGAAAGUUUGUGUUUAUUUUCUUAGAGGGAUAAAGAACAAGAUGUUUCGCUCAUGUUCUAUGGAGAACAAGGAGAUCAUGGCUCUGUAUGGAGGAGGACGAGAUGAGGACAGCAUCAGUGAGGAGGAUUCAGAGGGCGGCGAGGAGGGAAAGGGAGGCCGAGGUGUUCGCAGCUCGCUGUCUCUGGAGAUCUACGGUCUGCAGAGGGAGCGGCAGGUUUACUUCUCCAACCAGGAGUACUACAGGAGGCUGGAGGAGCUCAAGAGCGCCCACCUGAGGAACAUGGCCGAGCUCGAGAAGAUGUACAUUAGCCAGGACGACAGAGGCCAGAGAGGCAGCAACCAGGAGGACAGACUCUCCAUCAGUGGUCCAACCAGGAGGCUCCAGAGGAUUAAUUCUCAGGAGGAGUUGGACUUCCACGAAUCAUCGAGCGGUUCUGACCAAUCAGAAGUGAGUUUAGAGGACGGUCUGGGGGCGCUGCACUGGACCAGCCAGGACCGGACCUUUGAGAGUAACGUCCUGCUCAGUCCAGAACAGACAACGACCCAGAAACAGUUCCGGUUCCAGCUCAAGGCCUCGUGUCCGAAGCCACCGGGCCGACCAACCCGACCGAGCGGCGGCAGGAUUCGGCCCAACGCCAAGGUGACGGUGCCCAAACCCUUCCAGAUGAUGCUGAGGGAGGAGGAGAGGAAGAGGCACAAGGUCCGGACUCGUUCAGAAAUCGAGCUGGAGAACUCGCUGCUGAGGCGGGAGCUGGAGGAGCUCCGAGAGUGUCAGAAGAAGUUCAGAGCUUCUCCUGCUCCGGCCCACAUACACCUGCCACUCUACGAAGCCAUCAGUCGGCGCUCCAACCAAAGCAGCAACCAGGAUGCCAAAACCAACCGGGCCUCUGCUGCCAUCUCGUCUUUCAACUUCCUGGAAAGAGAGAAGAGGAAGAGGGAGGCCAAUAUCGUGGCUCAGCUUGGUCCCAAAGUGGAGCGGCAGGCGUUCAAGGCGAGGCCCGUGCCCACCGUGCCCAGCUUGGUGUCCGGCGGCAGAAACAAGACCACCGGCAUCUGUCCGCUGGAGAGGGAAGCCACAGAAGGCCACAGUUAUUCAAACUCCGACCUGGAGGCAGACGCUCUCCAGUCGGAUGCCUCCUCCGACUCCUCCAGGCCUCAGAGGAGUUCGUCCUCCAAGCUGGUGAAGAAGCACAUAGAGCUGUCCAUUGAGAUGGUGAAGGAGCAGGAGGUCCUACAUCAACCUGCUGACAGCCAACAGCUGCAGCAUCUGCUCAGGGGAGCAGCCGGGAGGCCACAGUGGAGCGUCGGUGCACCGCAAAAACAGCAGUAGCCUCAGGUUUUACUGUGGUAGCUGAGUUUUACUCCACAAAUGAGUCAUUGUGGUUUGUCAUUUUUAUCAUAGGCGACUUUGUCAGACAGUAGUUAAACACAAAAACACACGGGUAGGUGUACAAAGCAUGUUGUUAAAAAAUAUUAGAGCCAAAAACAGAAAAAACAUCAGAUUUUCAAGUCCUAAUCAUUUGUGAGAUGUGGCUCUGUCAAGAAAACUAACCAAAUGUGUCCUUAAAAUCAUGUUACUUCACACAAAUCACUUUUUAUUAUACAUGUCGCAUUUAAAAAUUGACAGACUGGAAUUAGCGGAGUCUGUAAAAUACAGAAAAUUCUGCACUCUUCGGCAAAACUGAGGAGCCAUGAUUGACUCCAGUAUCACAGUCAUGAUAAAAAAUUCUGCAACUUUUCAGCUGUACUGCAGGCUGUGUUUAUAUAGAGCACAUAGCAGACAAGUUUGGACAUUCAAAGUUGAACUUAUAAAAUAUCCAUAGCUUGUAGGACUGGACCCCAACAUCUGGAUAUUCAUCAUUAAUUGAGGCCGAAUAUCCAGAGUCCAGACAUUGCUAUUAGGACCCUCAUAGUUUGUAGAGUUGACAGUUUUUUCCAGUGUUGUUAGUAAAAACUUGUGGGCACUUGUAAAGAUGUUGAUUCCUGUUUUUUUCCAUUAAAAAAUCAAUUAAAUUCAACUUUCUUUUUUUGCUUUUUUCACAAUUUAUGAUUAAUAACU